This is a messenger RNA of Penicillium manginii, 204 nucleotides long. RefSeq names its product P-loop containing nucleoside triphosphate hydrolase protein. The transcript has a single exon. The record is from RefSeq and is a predicted model, not a curated record. Bases 1 to 204 code for a protein of 67 amino acids. Lineage: Eukaryota; Fungi; Ascomycota; Eurotiomycetes; Eurotiales; Aspergillaceae.
AUGAAUGGCGUUACUGGCGAUAAGGCAGAGUCUUCUCGCAACGGACAGAGAAGGUUUCUUUGCACGUUGGCUUCGGUCGAUACGAUGGGCCAGUCUUAUGAAGUACAUCUGUGGCGUCAGGCUGUUGUUCCAGUGCAGCGUACGCUAUCCGAAGCUGUGCUGGAGUAUGGUGCCGCGACGAGAUAUUACUAUGUUAGUGCCUGA